Molecule: messenger RNA, 1392 nt
Organism: Fraxinus pennsylvanica
Lineage: Eukaryota; Viridiplantae; Streptophyta; Magnoliopsida; Lamiales; Oleaceae
Source: the annotation of a GenBank genome assembly
AUGGCGGCUUCGCGUCGGCUUCGGGAGCUCCAAUCGCAGCCGGGGAACAAGAUCUGCGUGGAUUGUUCGCAGAAGAAUCCGCAAUGGGCAUCCGUCUCCUACGGCGUUUUCAUGUGCCUUGAGUGCUCGGGCAAGCACCGCGGCCUCGGCGUUCAUAUAUCCUUUGUUCGAUCUGUGACGAUGGACUCGUGGUCUGAGAUACAAUUGAAGAAAAUGGAGCUCGGUGGAAAUGAAAGAUUUAAUCAAUUUAUUUUGCAGUAUGGAAUCCCUAAAGAAACUGAUAUCGUUACGAAGUAUAAUACCAAUGCUGCAUCUGUUUAUCGAGACCGGAUUCAAUCACUUGCUGAGGGCAAACCCUGGCGCGAUCCCCCUGUCGUGAAAGAAACAAUCAGAUCUGGUAAUAAGAGUAGUAGUUAUAAUAAUAAACCUCCGUUGGGUGGUGGGGUUAGGGAUGGUAAUUCUGGGAACCAUGCGGGUUGGGAUACUUGGGAUAGUUAUGAUGAUGGAGGGUUUAGUGGAAAUUCAAAUAAUAAUAUUAGGAGGAAUAAUACUGUGGGAGAUUUUAGGAGCGGUGGAAAUGGGGGAGGUGCACCGUCAAGGUCGAAGUCGACCCAGGAUAUUUAUUCCCGGGCACAAUUGGAAGCAUCGGCUGCAAAUAAGGAGGACUUCUUUGCUAGGAAGAUUGUAGAAAAUGAGACUAGGCCUGAGGGGAUCCCACCCUCCCAAGGUGGGAAAUAUGUCGGCUUUGGGUCAACCCCUCCUCCGGUGCCAAGGAACAAUUCUCAGGGGGAUGUUCUUUCGUCAGUUACUCAGGGAUUUGGUAGGUUAUCUGUGGUGGCGGCAUCAGCUGCAAAUGUUGUUCAAACGGGGACAAAGGAGUUCACUUCUAAGGUAAGAGAGGGAGGGUAUGAUCACAAGGUGAAUGAGACUGUCAGUGUUGUGACUGCAAAGACAUCAGAAAUCGGACAAAAGACAUGGGGAAUUAUGAAAGGGGUAAUGGCUCUAGCUUCACAAAAGGUUGAGGAAUACACCAAAGAUGGAUCUGGCUGGAAGAAUGAUGGCUGGCAACGGAAUGAGACUGAAAGGAAUGGUUACUAUCAGGAGUUUGGACAGCAGUCUAAAGGAUGGAAUCAUUCUCCUGGAUUGCAACGCUCAUCUGGUCAACAGUUCAACUCUGUCAGUUCUGGCUCCUGGGAUGAUUGGGAUAGUAAAGACAACAAGAAAGAAGAAUCAUCUAAGGGAACAACACACCAUGAUGGGGAUAGCUGGGCAGGCUGGGAUGACGGAAAAGAUGACGGAUCUGAUAAUUACUAUCAAAGUGCAUCUGAUCACAAGGCUAUGGGUUAUAAUGGAAAAUCGGAUAGCAAGUGGUCAGAGGGAGGUUUUCUUUAA